GUUGACCUUUGAAGACCGGAAGCGGUGUGGCAGUCCAGGGAAGACGCUUGUCGGAAACUGUCAAACCUCAAUCAUGAGUCGUCCGGACAUCUUCACGCCUCUACUGUCACUCUUACCGCGGCUGCACCAAGUCGUGCGCUCAUAGCUAACGCCCAGGCGUGUUGCAGUGUGUCCAGGAGGAAUGGAGGUGGGCCUGAGGUUCCUGGCUGUUGUCGUCCUGUGCACCGCGGCCCUGGGACAGAACAAGGACCCGUCAUUCGACCCCUACCUGUCCUCAGCCCCACAGGUGGGGGCAACGCAGGGAGACAGUGUCAGACUCAGGUGCCACAUACGCAACAGGAACAGGGAAUACCUCAUCUGGCAGAAGGGGAAACUCUCCAUCUUUGUCAACGACCAGGAGGUCAUUCGGAACGACAGAUACUCUCUAUUCACACAACAGCUGGGAGACACAAGUUAUCAGUACGAUCUCGUCAUCGCAAAUGUGUCCAUUGAGGACGAUGAGGACACUUACAGAUGCAUUGUCUAUACAAAAACACCACGGACGUUAAGUAUCGAGUUACUAGUUGUUGUGCCUACAACGAUAAUGUACGCAUCGCCGAGUCAGGCCGUAGAGAAAGGUGAGGAUGUGGAGUUGUUUUGUAAUGCGACGGGACGCCCUGAACCCGAAAUCAGGUGGGUUAGAACUAGAGACGGCGCUACGUUCGAAGAGAACCCAUUGGUUAUCAGAAGUGUGACUGAAAACGAUGCCGGUGGUUACCAGUGCUAUGCCAGUCAGCAAGUUGCCAACGCGAGACAUUCAGACAUAAGGACAGCAGAAGUGACAGUGUAUUACAGACCAGUCAUCAACCUUCUACUGCUGGCCAUGCCAUCAGAGCUCCUGGAGGGAAGCCUGGCAACAAUGACCUGCAUCGCGACUGCAAACCCCAGACCCAUGUUCUACUGGUACAGGGAUGGAACAGAACUCAGAGAUGGAGAAAACCGACUGAUCAUUUCCAUCACCCCCGGCAACACGGAGAGCAUCCUGACGAUACAGAACGUGAGAGCGCGGGACUACGGGAACUACACCUGCCGCGUGGUCAACAACAGAGGAGCGACGAAGGCUUCCGUGUACAUCGGUACUCCACCAACACUUGUACCAACCAAUGGUUCGAGGCAUUGGCAGAACUAUAGCACUCCCAUAGAAACAUUCACCACCGGACACAAGGAGGAAUGCCCCCCUAAAUAUGACGGCUUCUGUCUACAUGGUGGCAUCUGUUUCUAUGUGGACCAACUGGGGGUGGGGUGCACGUGUCCCAUCAUGUAUGAAGGAGAGAGAUGUCAGUAUGGCAGCACAGCGGCUCAGGCGGCAGCGAAGCAGCGGAACAUCGCGUACGGGAUCGUGGCCGGCGUCCUGGCGCUGGUUCUCAUCGUCCUACUGGUCUGGUUCUGUCGCAAGAGGAAAUGGCAGGGAACAUACGUGGUCGAAAAUACCAAAGUUAACGACUCUACCCACCCUCUGCCCUGCUCACCUGCAUUCUGGGCUGGCUUUGCUAUAGAGGGGAGGGAACAUUAUGUGGGCAAGAACUGGAAACUGAAUGGGCAUGUUGAGGAUGUAGAAAUGGAGGAUGCCAUCUCAGAAGAACCAGAGGAUCUGCACGGCAGCCGAGAUGACGUCUUCAUCGAUGUCAACCACAUCAAAAACCUUCCCGACAUGCAAGACACAACUGUUUGACACAUCUGAAGUCUAGUUACCUACUUGGACAUAAACUUCUGUGAAGUACAGAGAUACCGGUAGUCAUUUUCCACUCGCAGAAAAAUAAACAAGCAGCAUCUUGCCAAAACUAACCUCACUGUCAUCUAAGAACAAACUUUAUACAAACCUGAAGUUCUACAUUUUUUAUGACUUCCUACUUUGGUUUUUGAUAGCAAAUUGUACAUUGUCAUAAUUUUCAAUGAUGAUUGAGUGUAUGUUGGUAUUUAUGGCAAGAACUAUCAAUGUUGCAAAAGGGAACUUUUUUAUUUAGUCAUUGUCUCAUAAAAUUGAAACACAGAUUUAUACAAUCCAUCUGUUUGUGCGUUGACAUGUGAAAGUUGUUUGGAGUAAACCAUACUAAUACAGGCAACAUCAUGCAAGUCUGGUCAGAUAUGGAAACAUUGUAACAAAUACAGUGUUGUAGACAAAAAUGAAAGUAAACGUAGCAGUAAUUGUAAAAUUUGUAGAUUGCAGAGAAUGUAGAAAGUCACAGAUGGAAGUCAAGACGGGUAUGAUAUUGUACAGUAUGCUGUGUGAGAAAUGGAGAAACAUAGAUUUCAUCAUCUUGUGCAUGUUGCAACAUGUAGUAAGAAGGUAGGUGAAAACUUCAUGUCACUCACUCUACAGGUACAUUGUAGUUCUUCCACCAGAGUUGUAAAUUCCUGAAUUCUUCGUAGUAAAAUUAGAUUUAUUUUUUAUCCUGUACUUAAUAGCAAAGGUGUUGGAGAGGAGUACUUAAAAAUAUUGUGUCUUAGAUAUACACUGUAUGUGAGCCUUAAACUAUGCACGACUAUUGUAGGUCUGUUUAUAAGUGCAAUUUUACAUUGUAUGUACCAAAUAGUGUGAUAAUCAAGCACCUUGCUUGUGGCCAGUACUUGGUUUUAUUUGACUGCACAAUACUUAUAUGGAGUGGGUUGAAACUGGGUUGCAGAAAUAGUUACUUUUGCCCUGUCUAUGCACAUUUUGUAAUGCAACGGGCACGAGUGUAUGUGUAAAGUAGUAAGGCCUAGAUAAAAAAAUGCUCUUUCCGGUUACUUGACCAAACUGAGCAAAAACCAACCUUCUGUACCCCUAGCCUUUUUUAGGGUCAACUGCUGGAAAGGCCAUAAAAUUUUCCAUCUGACAUCUGAAUUUAAAGCAAUCUGAAACUUUAUGUCACACAUUUUCGGAAGCCAACUUUUAUUCAGUGAAUCAGGUGAAACAUUUGUCCCUUCCCCACAAGCAAAUGGAAGGACAAGGCCUACAUGUAAUACAUUUCAGUUGUACAUUGUUGGGCUGUAUCUGUUGAACCAAGAUCUAAAAAAAAAUUAUUUCAGGGCAGUAACCGGAAAUACAACAAUAUUUCC
Messenger RNA from Branchiostoma belcheri (Belcher's lancelet), 3078 nucleotides. Its product is annotated as igLON family member 5-like. NCBI's taxonomy places the organism in Eukaryota, Metazoa, Chordata, Leptocardii, Amphioxiformes, Branchiostomatidae. The transcript has 9 exons. Gene Ontology annotation, cellular component: plasma membrane. The record is from RefSeq and is a predicted model, not a curated record. Bases 182 to 1711 code for a protein of 509 amino acids. Gene Ontology annotation, biological process: homophilic cell-cell adhesion.